Molecule: messenger RNA, 1495 nt
Organism: Helicoverpa zea (corn earworm)
Lineage: Eukaryota; Metazoa; Arthropoda; Insecta; Lepidoptera; Noctuidae
Gene: OdsH
Product: homeobox protein unc-4
Exons: 4
Coding region: 182-1228 (348 amino acids)
Biological process (GO): regulation of DNA-templated transcription
Molecular function (GO): DNA-binding transcription factor activity, RNA polymerase II-specific; sequence-specific double-stranded DNA binding
Source: RefSeq, a predicted model, not a curated record
ACUCGCGAGUACAGAGUGAUCGCGCGCGCGCCAGUGUUGCAUCUGUGUUAGUGCUUGACUGCGAGUGACUCAAGAGAUCAUUGUGUUGAGCUAUGACAUUAGGGCAUGGGGUCGGCUUGUAGGUGAGCUGGUGGGCAAGAUAUCGGGCGCGCGGCGCGGCUCGGGCGGCGGAGGCUCCCCCAUGGUGCUGGAAGGCGGGCUGCCGGCGCCGCUGCAGCUGUAUGCGGCGGCGGCGGCUCAGCUGGCCCCGCGGCCUCCGUGGCCGCCGUUCCUGCCCUUCUUCGGGGUCCCGCCGCCGUUCCUGGCGCGGCCGCGGCUGCCGCAUCCGAUGCCGGCGCGGGCCCCGCACGGGCCGCCCAGCGAGGACUCCAAUGAGGAUGGUGCCAGUAGUAAAGGCGGUGUCUGCGACGAUGACGGUGACAGCGGCAAGAGGCGGCGCUCCCGAACGAACUUCAACUCCUGGCAGCUUGAGGAGUUGGAGCGAGCGUUCCUCGCGUCACACUACCCUGAUGUGUUCAUGCGGGAGGCCCUGGCUAUGAGGCUGGACCUUAAAGAGAGUCGAGUUGCUGUAUGGUUCCAAAACCGCCGAGCGAAGUGGCGCAAGAAGGAACACACAAAGAAAGGACCAGGUCGGCCAGCUCACAACGCUCACCCGCAGUCCUGCUCCGGAGAACCCAUACCUCCGCAUGAGCUCAGAGCCAGGGAGAGGGCGAGAAGAAGAAAGAAGUUGGCAAAAGCGUUGGAGAGACAAGCAAGGAAGCUGCGGGCUAAAGGCAUUGCAGUUGACCUGGAGGCACUGAAAGCAGAGUACCUAGCGCAGCACAAGAACAGUGGGCUUUACUCUGACUCAGAUGGAGACGCUGAAGGCGAAGACAGCAUGAUCGACGUUGUCGGAGGAGACUCCUGCCACGACUCGGGACCUGAAGACUUCUCACUGUCUGGCAGACUCCGGGCCCCAUCAGGCGCCGAUGGCAUGAACCACUCCGACAGCUCCACAUCAGACGGUCACUCCGCACGGAACUUCAGCCCCAUCCCCGACCCUCAGCCCUCCUUCUUCAAACACUUCGGCGGAGCCAGCACGAACUUCGAGAAGUUCGAUUUCGACUCCGGCCGAGCUGUCUCCUUAGACCUGAGUGGCGGGGGCCACGCCACCGAACAGGACAUGUCCAAAAACGGGGGAACAAGAAAACAUAAUCCUUUCAGUAUAGAGUCGUUGCUUAACACGUGAAAGUGACUGUAACUUGUGACUAUAGAGGCUCUCGUAUCGUGACUACACCAGUGAAGUUCGCGCUGUGACUCGAGUGGAACAACAGUGACGUAACGUUCUAACAUCCAGGUACUUGUCAUACAAAUAUGGACUUUUGGCUUAGUAUCUUGAGGUGCAAAUUAGUUCGGGAUCUAAUCAUUUGAAUGCGGCGUCAGUACUGUUGCGCUCGAACAGCCCUACAGGCAUUUCAGAGAUGUUCCUUUGCUUACAGUUAAACAAUUGUUAUUA